Messenger RNA from Phymastichus coffea, 2090 nucleotides. RefSeq names its product kinesin-like protein KIF15. The transcript is spliced from 3 exons. The record is from RefSeq and is a predicted model, not a curated record. Lineage: Eukaryota; Metazoa; Arthropoda; Insecta; Hymenoptera; Eulophidae. Bases 313 to 1125 code for a protein of 270 amino acids.
UUAAAACAAGUUCUGUGAUUUGAUACUGUGUUAUAUGUGAUAUGUAGUGCUUAAAAUAUCAUUAGUGCAUUAAUAGACACGUUAAUGUAAGAAAUAGGGCAUCAUUGAAAUAGAAAUGUAACGAUUACGAUGCCGGGAAAGUGGACUUUAUCCAUCCAAUUAGAGUAGUACCCGUCUUAGCAAUGGAACGCUAAAAUACACAGCAGUCGGCGUUCACUUUAAUAGUUGUGCCGGAUCCAUUACGAGCCUAGCCGUAUGAUGAGGGAAAAAACUCCGAUUUCAAGCAUACAUUAGUGUCGAGACAUUUUUAAAAUGUUGAAAAAAUUACUUCACACUAUAGUAGCCAGCUGUGCUUCCAAUUUCGUUGGUUUCUUAGCACCAUUGGUCAUUCCACCCCUACACAUUAUGUCCAUUUAUCGUUUUUGGAAAGGUUUUGCAAGAGAAGUAGACAAGCAAUAUUGCUCAUGUUCUUGUUGGGACACGGUCUUCAAAGGAUCCUACGAGUCCGGUAUUGCUUCGUAUAAACAUAUGUAUUUCAAUGCCACGACAAAUAUGCUGAAGAUCUGGGCAAUAGCGGUCUUUGGAAUUAUUAUUUUUUACGAGACUGUUAAGCAUUUAACGUGGUUAGCAUUUCAUAAGAGACUUCGAUGGAAAAUGUUUGUACUUUUUGUGAGUGCAUUUUUUUCUCAUUAUUACUCCUGGUGGGUUUACAUCAACUAUUGGAACGACGAAUUUUACUCUCAAUGGUAUCAUCAGUUAUUUUUUUCCGUAACUGAGAUAAUAUCUACAAUAUUGGUUAUUCAUUUGGCCGACGAAAGUAAUCCCGUGAAACGCAGGCAAGCUUUUGCAAUAGUCAGUAUUGCUCUUUUACAUAUUUUUGCUGGUGGAUUAGAUCAAUUUGUCACGAAUGUUGUCAGAGGCGAAGGCUACUCACAUCAGGUUGUUCGAGAUCUUGGUUUUAUGAUUCCCGACAUACUUCAUGUAAUUAUUCCAUUAUGUUCAUUGGAAUUUAAGAGUUCUCGGCUCUUACCUGGAACUAGCUUCCGAGAUCCAUAUCUUAAACUAGAUAUUUUCUAUCUGAUUAGUUCAGUAAUUUUUGGUCUUUGUUUGUAUUCAGUUUUAUGAUUGAGUAACUUUUCGAUUGUAUCACAAAAAAUUUACUUUCAAUAAUGUAAUCAAGUGCUUUGUUUUCAUUUCAUUACUUUAAACAUCUUAACUGAUGCGACUUUCAAUUCGUGAACGAAUUAACAACAUGAUAAAUUUUCAAGCGAGUUAUACUAUUGUUAAAUAUAAUUACUUAUUUAUUUUUGCAGACUAUUUGAUUUUUUCCAAGUUUUCGGAAUGGAAUUCCAUUAUAUAGAUUUUUGGAGCUUUAUUAAGUCAUGAUGUCAUGGAGGACAAGCUUAAUUGCAAACUUUGCCAAAACCUUGUACAUACGUAUAAAACAUAUCGAUUAUCAGUUAAGGUGUUUAAUAGUUACUUAAAUUGCGUAAUCUGCUUAGAGAUUGAAACCAUCAAAAAACGAUAACAACAUAAGCGCAUAAUAAUAGAAAAUCAAAUCACUUCCGGAAUCCCGAAUUCCUUAGUUACAUUAGCAUAUUAUGAACAUUACAAAACCAUUUAGAUAUCUUAAACUUAGAUUAAUAUUGACAAAUAAAAUUAACAAUGUAGAAUCAAUGUCUUUCUAUAUUCUAGAUGAAUACAUAUUCAGAUAUUUUUUCAAUCUGUUCUUACGAUGAAAAAAUCGCAGUAAUGGAUAAGAUAAUUUCCUGAAAUUGUCUUGUUUUCAAUAUGUCUUUACCCUUCUAUUUUGAUAUAUAAUCUCUAACACUAAUCCAUGAACCGGAUUAAAGAGUUGGAUAAUUUUAAUUAGAUGCUCUGCAUGUGAAGCGUAAUAUUUUUCUUAUACGAUGCUUAUUAUCAUUUUUAUGAUGAUGUGUUUUGAUUUCCAGUUUUUUUUAUUAUUUAUUUCUCUAUACUCUUGUUAAGUUUUCAAAUGAUUUGCAAUAACUUUUAUAAUCAAAUUCAUACGAAAUUCUCUUUAAUUUCAUCGAAGGCCUAAUGCGUUUUAAUAAAUACGAAAAUAAUAG